CACGGUUUUCCAUGUCACUCUGGAGUGAGACCUGCAGACUAACACCACUGUAGACAUGAACCAGACAGAUAAGGAGUUGUUAAUCAUCUAUGAGAUAGAGGCAGAGCAAUGGGCCACCUACCUGCACUCAAUCUUCACCGGCCCAAUAUCACAAGCCGGGAUCUGCUGCUAUGACAUCGCUCAAGUUUCCAGCUGGCGGGGAGACUUCCUCUGCCUGGCCCAGUACACCUGCAAGCUCCUGAUCCUGUCCAAAGGCAUGCUAGAGGGUCUGUGUCAGAUGCAGCGCUUCUUCCUGGCUCGUGUUUUGAGCCCAGCUGAUCAUGUAGUGGUGCUGCUUUGUGGGGUGGAGAGUCUGACCUCACUGCUGGAGAUGGUGCCUCUGAAUGGAGACGAGUGCCUGCAGAUCUCCAGUGAACAAGAUGCUCACGAGUACCUGUCUGCCGUCACGGAUAUUGUGAGAAAAGAUGUGUCCACAUCAGCAACAAAUGCCAACCCUCUGACACGUAAAGCAUCGAGAUCAGAUCAAAAUAAAGAACAAGUGCAGCCGACUGGAGCCCGCAGUGUCAGAUCCAGCAUUGUGGUGGUUCCUUCCAGGGUUUCAUGCGGGAGCUCCAUGGAAGUGUUCAUUCUUUUGAAAAAUGAGGCGGCUGGCAACAACGCUGAGGUUGAGUUCAGUGGUGAGAAUCAGACAGUGAGAGUGAAGCCUGCCCGCUGGAAUGAAAAGAUACUGUGCAUCAAUGCACCAGAUUUUCCAGCAGGUAAUGUAGAGGUUACUGUGUAUAGCAAUGGACUGGCCCUGAGCAAGGCACAUUUACAAUACUACACCACCAUGGAGGAAAUAACCAGCCUUUUGGCAAGGGCAGCAGACCCUGUUGAUUUUAUGUGUCAGGCUUUUCAGGAGUCGUCUGUGGAGAGGCUGGAUCAGAAGUUGUCCUCCAUGCUAUUAGAAGGAAUGCCCAGCGGAGGAUUUCAGGGACUUCAGUGCAGAGAAACACCUGAAAGAAAGCUCCACCAGGCAGACGCACCAUCACUUCUCCACUUUGCUGCCCAGUAUGGCCUCAAGAGCGUCUCCAGCCUCCUCCUGCAGUGUCCAGGCGCUGAGCGAGCUCUUCAAACAGUCAACUGCCAUGGACAGACUCCAGCUGAGAUGGCAAAGAAUCACGGCCAUGCAGAGCUGCACGUCUUAUUGAAGGAAACACUGAAUAUGUUCAACCCAGCUGAGGACGAUGGCGAUGCCAGCGUAUACGAAAUGAUGUGCACCGCAGGAACUCCCUCCAUGACAGAUGUACAGACAGAGCAAGGAGGAGAGGAGGAAGAAAAGAAGAAGGAGGAGGAGGAUAUCUACACACCCCUGGGGGUGAAUGAUGAAUAUGACACCAUCCUGAAACCAACAAAAGCUGUUGCCACAGCCAAUCGCCCACCAGCACCCACUCCUCGGCCUGAGAGCACCCAGGUGAAGGAGGACAAAACCCCUUACAUCGCUAAAGUGUUCCAGAAGAAAAAGAAGCCACAGGGGGAAGCUGAUCUGUAUUCUCUUCCCACCAAACAAGCACGUGAGCGAGAAGACAGCAUCUCCUCCAUAUAUGACACCUUUGUGCCGAACCAGAAAAAUGGGCUUCAGCAGCUCACUGAGCUCCAGCAGAGGAUGAAGGCAGGUUCACUCUCUGUGGACGGGAACCUCGAGUGCUCCAAUGACCUGCAGCAGGGCCAGAAGGGGAUAGAUAGCAUCCAGAAGGAGAAGCCGAGUCAGCUGAGAGCCAACACCAUCAACAAGAGAGAGGUUGAUGACAGUGUCUACGAUAGAAUCAACGCUGCCCAUCAAACGCCAAGUGUUGCAGUGACUGGAGGUCGAAGAGGCAGCCAAACAACGGAGGCUGAUUUUGACAGCAAGACGCUUAAAGGACAGCAUUUAAACUUCUUCUCCAAAGCUGACAAGAGAUAAAGGCUCAACAGCUCUACAAAGAAACACUGCUUCCUGCAAUUUUAUCAAUCAAACACAUGAUGUAUCAUUUUAUAGAAAGUUUUGUACCUCAAAUUAAAAAGAGACCUGAUUUGUUCUGAUUUUCAUGCCUCUAAAGAUAUUGUCUAGUAGUUUGUGGUUUAAAGAAGUUUCACAUCUUGUUGAAUUUGCGCAAAAAAAUGAUUUUUAGUGUCACUUAGAUUUGAUUUUGUUAAAUCUG
Molecule: messenger RNA, 2180 nt
Organism: Notolabrus celidotus (New Zealand spotty)
Lineage: Eukaryota; Metazoa; Chordata; Actinopteri; Labriformes; Labridae
Product: B-cell scaffold protein with ankyrin repeats-like
Exons: 16
Coding region: 56-1942 (628 amino acids)
Biological process (GO): negative regulation of phosphatidylinositol 3-kinase/protein kinase B signal transduction; B cell activation; negative regulation of B cell activation
Molecular function (GO): protein tyrosine kinase binding; signaling receptor binding
Source: RefSeq, a predicted model, not a curated record